Messenger RNA from Suillus paluster, 2689 nucleotides. Its product is annotated as glycoside hydrolase family 51 protein. Lineage: Eukaryota; Fungi; Basidiomycota; Agaricomycetes; Boletales; Suillaceae. The record is from RefSeq and is a predicted model, not a curated record. The transcript has 19 exons. Gene Ontology annotation, molecular function: alpha-L-arabinofuranosidase activity. Gene Ontology annotation, biological process: L-arabinose metabolic process. Bases 488 to 2455 code for a protein of 655 amino acids.
CAGCAAAAGACCCAUGAUUUUCGCUUACGACUUCAGUAGCGCACUCAUGCGAUUGGUGGAGAUGCUGAACACAUAACCGAAAAUGUAUGCUCCCUGGAACGCAAACCCGAACUAAACCAAAAGCAAACUGCUCAAAAGCACUUAUGAGCAAAGUCGCAUUUGCUGAUGGGCCCAGUGCCAGUCUUCAGAAGCUUCCAUCAAGGCUCGCCACCUGUUGCUCACUAGCAGUCGUCACUGCCAAUCAGUGUUGACAGUAAGAUGAAUUUUCACAGAGUAAAACAAGAGUAAACCGACAUCCGCAUCAAUUGCUUGACGACUCAAGUGUUCGGGGAGAACAUUUUGCACGAACUGCCGCUGGCAAGUCUUGGCCAUUCCCUCUUCAUGUAGUUCUGCCGGGCCCGACCGUGGCGGUCUACCCUGGCAGCAUGGCCAUUCAUUAUAAAGGGCAUUCAGUGGGCUAUGCGUAUCCCGGCAAUUGGGUUGCAAGAUGCUGUCCAGCUUCCUGAGUCGUGGUGUCCUCGCAAGUGCCGUUUUCGCUAGUUGUGUUGCUGCGGUGACGACUGUCGAUGUUAAUGGCACGGCUGCCCAUACCAUUCCGCCUCUUCUGUUUGGACAGAUGUUCGAGGCAACGCCUCUAAAUAAUGUCUACCAUCGUUCGCAGAGUGGUGAUGGUGGUAUUUACGCUGAGUUGCUUCAAAACCGCGCCUUCCAGCAAGUGAAACCAAACACAGAUGCUGCUCUCUUAGCCUGGGCUCCGAUCAACGGCGCAUCCAUUAAGGUUAUUGCUGACCCCAGCCCGCUUUCCAAUGCCCUCCCCAAUUCCCUUGAGCUUACCAUCCCUUCUGGCAUCUCCGGCCAAGUUGGGUUCGGCAAUGAGGGCUAUUGGGGCAUAAACGUCAACUCCUCCUGGACUUACAACGCCUCUUUCUACUACAAAUUCCCCAGCGCAUCCAAAUUUUCUGGAAAGCUCACUGUCAUGCUUCGGUCGUCUACUGGCUCAGUCUAUGCAAGCGCUUCUGUCCCUGUCUCUGGCUCCACCACAACCUGGACGCAGGUCGCGGUGCCUCUUACACCUACCUCAAGCCCAGCGUCAGUCGCCAACAACUUCACGGUCACGGUCGAUGGCGCCAGUGCUAGCGAAGAGACGAUUAACUUCGCAAUGUUUUCCCUCUUUCCUCCGACGUUUAAGGGCAGAGCAAAUGGUCUGCGGAUGGACAUCGCGCAGACAUUGUAUGACAUGAAGCCUUCGUUCUUCCGUUUGCCUGGUGGUAACAACUUGGGCCAAAGCGUUUCUACACGUUGGCAAUGGAAUGCGACGGUAGGCAAUCUUAUUGACCGUCCAGGACGCAUGGGUGACUGGGGAUACAUUAACACUGACGGUCUCGGUCUUCUCGAAUACAUGUAUCUUUGCGAAGACAUGGAAAUGGAGCCCAUUAUGGCUGUCUGGGCAGGGUACUCGCUCGGCGGAGAAAGCCUCCCUGAAAACGAGCUUACGCCAUACAUCCAACAGGCAAUCGACCAGAUCAACUUUGUCAUUGGUGACCACGCAAAGAGUGAACCAGCUGCCCUGCGUGCAUCUCUUGGCCACCCAGAGCCAUUCCCUCUGCAGUAUAUUGAGAUCGGUAACGAAGACUUCUUUGCGUCGGAGUCGUAUAUCUACCGCUGGAAACACUUCGCGGGCAACCUGACAGCUAAUUUCCCUCAACUGAAGUUCAUUGCAACCUCAUCGAACCACAAGCUCGACCCCAUCCCAAAGCAGUACGAUAAUCACGUGUACCAGACGCCUGGCUGGUUCGCAGAAAAUGCGUUCUACUACGAUUCUUUCGAGCGCGAUGGUACUUACUACUUCGCGGGUGAAUAUGCCGUCGUGUCGACCAACGCCAGCAAUCUCUAUGGCACAUCUGCCUACGGUCGCCUCAUGUACCCUGAUAUGCAAGGGUCUUCAGGAGAGGCCGCAUUUAUGACUGGUCUCGAGCGUAACAGUGAUAUUAUCUUCGCUGCGUCGUAUGCUCCCUUGUUAAUGAACGUUGCCGACUCCAAGUGGACGCCCAACCUUAUUUCCUUCGAUGCAUCACAGGUGUACCCCUCAACCAGCUUCUAUACCCAGCAGCUCUUCAGUCUCAACCGCGGUACUGAAUAUCUCCCAAGUACCCUGCAUAUUGCAGAAGCCGUGUCACUCCACUGGAGUGUCACGCGUGAUGCACCCACCAACACGGUUAUCAUCAAGAUUGCGAAUACGGGCACGUCAGCUGAAGACAUGUCAUUCGAGCUUCCCUUCGAGGGUGUUCACGGCAUUGGCACUGCGACAGUCCUGUCGGGGUCUGCCACUGCAAGCAACUCGCCUGAGGCUCCUGACACCGUUAAGCCCGUCACUUCACAGAUUAAAACUGGUAAGAGCUUCCCAUACACUGCCCCAGCGUAUAGUGUCAACGUGCUGCGGGUGAAGCUGCAGUAGGGCAUAGAGUACCGCUUGGCAACAUAUGCACGUCAUACCGCGACAAAUACAUAAAUAAACACAGCUGGUGGUUGAUGUCUUUGCUUCUUUUGCGACUCAAUGUCAACCUACAUGAGCUACUGAACAUGAUGGCAAACUUGGUCGCCAAAAAGUUCCUCGCUUUCUAAGUUAGGACCACUGAUUGGCAGUGAUAAUAUACUGCCUAUGGAACAUGGGUUUGGGUCCAGACACCGG